Guyanagaster necrorhizus is the source of this 933-nucleotide messenger RNA. RefSeq names its product carbon-nitrogen hydrolase. Gene Ontology annotation, cellular component: mitochondrion. Gene Ontology annotation, biological process: L-glutamine metabolic process; oxaloacetate metabolic process. NCBI's taxonomy places the organism in Eukaryota, Fungi, Basidiomycota, Agaricomycetes, Agaricales, Physalacriaceae. Bases 28 to 933 code for a protein of 301 amino acids. The transcript is spliced from 11 exons. Gene Ontology annotation, molecular function: omega-amidase activity. The record is from RefSeq and is a predicted model, not a curated record.
GGAGAUAAGAAAUCUGCCGUAUCUACCAUGUCAUUGAUCAGCAAGGCUCCCAUCUUCAAGCCUUUUACGCUGGCCUUGAUCCAGCUGGGAGGUAUCAGCGCCAACAAGGCCGACAAUCUGAAGCAUGCGCGAGAAAAGAUACUCAAGGCGGCGACGAAUCCUGCCAAGCCCCAGGUCGUCGUUCUGCCGGAAUGCUUCAAUUCGCCUUAUGGACACGUCCAUUUCCCAAACUACGCUGAGGACAUCGAGUACGUUCCCGGAAAGCCGUAUGAUGUUGCCCAGAGCAAGAGCGAGUCUGUGAAGAUGCUUUCGUCGGCUGCGAAGGAGGCUGGAGUGUGGCUCAUUGGAGGCUCGAUACCAGAACGCGAGGCCGUCAGUGAUAAGCUCUACAAUACAUGUACAGUGUACAACCCUCAAGGCGACCUGAUUGCCAUGCAUCGAAAGGUCCAUCUGUUCGACAUUGACAUUCCUGGAAAGAUUACGUUCAAGGAAAGCGAGACCUUGACGGGGGGCACGUCUCUGAAUUUCUUCGACACAGAUUUCGCACGUAUUGGCCUGGGUAUCUGCUAUGAUGUACGAUUUCCAGAGAUGGCGAUGAUAGCUGCACGAGAUGGUUGCCAUAUGCUCAUUUAUCCCGGGGCAUUCAAUCUGACGACUGGACCUCUUCAUUGGGAGCUACUUCAAAGAGGACGUGCUCUAGAUAAUCAAAUAUACAUGUCUAUGUGCAGCCCCGCGCGAGACAUGAGGUCUAAUUAUCAUGCGUGGGGACAUUCGAUGGUGGUUGACCCAAUGGGAAAAGUACUCUCUGAAGCUGGACACGACGAAGAGAUUACCUAUACAGAUAUCGUUCCCAAGGUCUUUGAAGAGACCCGCGCGGCGAUACCUGUAACAAAGCAGCGCCGCUUUGAUGUAUAUCCAGAUGUCAGUGCAUGA